AUGAGCUUCAGAAACGUUGUGCCCAUCGUCGUAGCUGUGGUAGCAGGCAUUUCCAUCACUAACUACACGCUGAAGCCUGAGCUCGAACGGCAGCAGAAGCUGCGUGAGCAAAGCCAGCAACUACCCAAGACCUUCUCGUCUGGUGAACCGAAGACCUCCGAAUUGCAGACCUCGAACCAAACAACAUCUCAAGCUGGCGCGGGUACAGAGAACUGGAGACCGAAAUCUUGA
Messenger RNA from Colletotrichum orchidophilum, 231 nucleotides. RefSeq lists its product as uncharacterized. The record is from RefSeq and is a predicted model, not a curated record. NCBI's taxonomy places the organism in Eukaryota, Fungi, Ascomycota, Sordariomycetes, Glomerellales, Glomerellaceae. Bases 1 to 231 code for a protein of 76 amino acids. The transcript has 2 exons.